CUUAAUUAAGUACAUCUUUAUCUUUAUUGACUGAAUUGAUUCCGGGAAUCCUCGGUCAAGUAAAUAUUUAAAGGCUUAUCAAAUCAUCCGAUUCUGGUGACAAAUUAUGAAACUAUCAAUGAAUGCAGGCAAUCUCCUUAUUUUCUGGUCUACUUUGGUUUGGAUUUACUUAGAUUCCCAUAUUGGCUGCAGAUCUGGUUUUAUUGUUUACACUUCUUAUCACCAUAAUGAAUAAUUUCAUGUAGUUUAUUGACUAAUGAAUUAUUUGGGACUAGGAAAUCGAGACCAAAUGUCAAAGAGAAACCAUGCAAAGUACCAAAUGGAGACGCAGGAACAUGCAUCCAUAUCUCAAAAUGUCAACCUUUGAUGGACCUUUACAAAAAGAAAUACAAAACUCAACAUGACAACAUGUUUUUCCAGCAAUCCUACUGCGGUAGUCCAGGAGUAGCCAAAAUUAAAGUAUGCUGUCCUUCACAAUCUUUAUGGAAUAGAUUCCAAGGGACUCCCGUUUUAUAUCCGCAUUCCCCAACCAACGCCAUAUCACCAACGCCAGUAACAAAUAACCCAGUAUUCACAAACUCUGUAACUCCAACAACAGCUCCAGAACCUGUGCCAUUGCCAUUAGCGCGACCAGCAUCUGAGGUAUUGGGAACUAGGAUGUUUUCAAAAGAACAAGAAGAAAUCAACAGAAUCUGUGGGAUUGAUACCUCAAGUUCCAAUAAAAUUAUCAACGGUGACGCGGUCGCGAUUGAUCAAUAUCCAUGGCUGGCUCUUUUGCAAUACUCUGGAGAGAUUCUCGCUUGUGGCGGAGGUCUCAUUAGCCACAAAUUUGUAUUAACAGCAGCGCAUUGCCUUGAUGGAGCCAAUGGACCACCGUUGUAUGUCCGUCUUGCGGAGUACAAUACUUCCUCUUUCCCAACUGACUAUGUGGAGCAAGAAGGCGGGGGUAUGGACAAUAUAACAGUGAAAAUUAUGGAAGUAAAAACAUCAUACCGACAUCCAGAGUACAGACGUUUGGAAAAGAUUCACGAUAUUGGUCUUAUAGAGAUGGUUGAAAGCGUUAAAUUUACGAGCGACUUUAUCAAGGCAAUCUGCUUACCGGACAGAAAUUUCAUGCCGGAAUUCGAACCAUCUACCAACUUUACUAUUGCCGGUUGGGGCAGCAUCGGUUCUGGUAAGCCAGCGAGUGAAAUAAAGCUAGAGGUAUCUAUACCUUAUGUACCCUGGGACCUAUGCGAGAAAGUGCAAGGCCCCGAUGUGAUGGACACGCAAAUCUGCGCCGGUGGAGCAGACGGAAAAGAUUCUUGUGAUGGCGACUCUGGAGGACCUUUGAUGUAUGUUUACAAUGACAGAUAUUAUGCUAUUGGAGUCCUCAGCUAUGGGCCUAGAACUUGUGGAUCAAUAGGCAGGCCGGCUACUCACACAAACGUAUACAGAUAUAUUUCAUGGAUAAAAGAAACUAUUAAGUGGCAAAAUUAGCAAUGAACUAGAGGUUGGGUUUUAAACCGUAAAAUUGUUAAAGGCUUAGCGUAAUACUUAAGUUUUGGGUGUAAAAUAUGAGUGAAAAUUAAGAAUGAUAGGUUUUAUAGGAAUUUAUGCAAGUAUUACUAGGUACCUAGGUAUAACUUAUUUUAAACUUCAAUGUUACCCAGCGCUAUACAGUUACGUGUGUAAAUUUUGCGUAGGUAUAAGAUUUAGAUAGGCAAAUUUUACAGUAAGGUGUAAAUAUAGAUAGAAUUUAAAUGGAUUUUUUAAGAAUCACAAUAGAAAUAAGGCAAUUUUACUGAUACCUAAUAUACUCACUAGUUAUCUUAUUAAGUAUCUAGUUAAAAUAAGUCUUACUUAAAUAAAACAAACCUUAUGUAUUGCUUGCAUUUACGAGUACCAACAUUAUACCUAUUUAUUAACUACGAAAGUUUUAUCAAAUGAUUAUAUUAUUGCGAUGAUUGUU
Maniola jurtina (meadow brown) is the source of this 1951-nucleotide messenger RNA. RefSeq names its product phenoloxidase-activating enzyme-like. Gene Ontology annotation, molecular function: serine-type endopeptidase activity. The coding region runs from base 367 to 1479 and encodes 370 amino acids. The transcript is spliced from 6 exons. Gene Ontology annotation, biological process: proteolysis. The record is from RefSeq and is a predicted model, not a curated record. Lineage: Eukaryota; Metazoa; Arthropoda; Insecta; Lepidoptera; Nymphalidae.